Messenger RNA from Plasmodium gallinaceum, 1956 nucleotides. RefSeq names its product anaphase promoting complex subunit, putative. Gene Ontology annotation, biological process: cell division. NCBI's taxonomy places the organism in Eukaryota, Apicomplexa, Aconoidasida, Haemosporida, Plasmodiidae. The record is from RefSeq and is a predicted model, not a curated record. Gene Ontology annotation, molecular function: protein binding. Bases 1 to 1956 code for a protein of 651 amino acids. The transcript has a single exon.
AUGAUAGAAGAAUGUUUAUCUUAUAUCCAUUUCUUAAUAAUAGCUCUUCAUUUGUCAAAAAAAUAUAAUUUAAAGUUUCAAAAAAGAUUAUAUCAAGACCUUAUAGAAACAUAUUGCUAUAAAAAUAAAUUAAAUAUAAAAAAAUAUAUACUUGAUAAUAAAUCUUAUUUAAACUAUAAUAACUUAAAUUAUUUAUAUAAAUAUACGAAAGAAAUAUGUAAAAAAGACAAUAGUGAAAAUUUAAUGAAAUAUGCAUAUAUUUAUUGUUGUUAUAAACUCAGAAAAGAAAAUAACAAAGUAAUUGUUUUAAUGAUACUAGACCAUGACUUUAUUAUAUAUAACUGCAAUAAUAAUUUAUAUGAAAACUAUAAAAAAAAGGAUUUAAAAAUUUAUGAAUAUAAUUUUCAUAAUGUUAAGUCAUUACCAGGUUACAGUUCUGCAUAUUACUUGUUAGGAAAAUUGUAUGAACAGGAAGCUAAAAAAGAAUUUAUUAACGAAAUAAAAAAAAAAAAAUUAAUAGAUAUAUCAUCUUAUUGUUAUUAUUUAUGUUAUAAAACAUGUCCUUUUUUGAUAUGUUCUUUUAAAAAACUAUUAUUAAUACAUAGCAACUUUUAUUCAUGUAAAUAUAUGGAAGAAAUAAAAAAAAUUUCAAAAUUUUAUAACUUUAGAUUUCAUACAUACGGACUGUGGAAAUAUGGAUCUAUUAAAAAGCAAGAAGAACAUGAGAAAAAAUAUAAUAGUGAAUUUGAUAAUAACAUUUUAGAAUUGAUAGAAUUAGAAGGGAAAAUAAAAAAUAUAAAUAUAAAAAGUUCUGAAUGUAUAUUAUCGUUAAUAGAAGAAGAAAAAAUAAAUAAUUUUUUUUUAAAUUGGAUGGAAAUUUUAAAAGAUGCAAAUGUCCCAAUAAAUAAUAAAAGUAAAUUUAUUUCAAAAGAGGCAAUAUAUGAUAUAUCAACAAUAGGAAAUUUUUAUUUUUAUUUAUAUUCAAAUAAUAUUAAAAAAUCAUUAUUUAUAUUAGAUGAGUGGAAAAAUCAGCCAAUUUUUAGUAUUCUUAUUUUUUAUUUUAAAGGAUUAUGUUACUUUUUACUUAGAAAUUAUGAAAAAUCUGCAUUUUUCUUUGAAAAAGUUCAUGAUAUUGAACAUUAUUAUACAAAACACUUGCCAAUUUUAUCCACAUGCUAUUGGCAUUUAAAGAAAUUAAGCAAAAUAGAAUAUAUUUUAAUAAGUUAUCCAAAGAAAGAAAUCAAUGAAUAUUUCUUAUGUCUUAUUGGAAAUUAUUUUUCGCUAAAAAAUAAGAAAGAGUUAGCUUCUUAUUUUUUUAGAAAGGCAACGGAGUUCAAUACUUUAUAUGAAUAUUCAUACAUUCUUUAUUCGUGUGAAAUGAAAAAUUUAGGAAAAAUAAGAAAAGCAGUUAUAGCAUUAUCAAAGUGUCUUCAUAUAAAUCCUUGUAACUAUAAGGCACAUUUGCUAUUAAGUGUUAUAUUAUUUCAAAGUGGGAAUUCUCAAUUAGCAAAUAUACAUUUAAGUUUAUCUCUCAAAUUAAAUACUACAGAUCCCCUUAUAUGCUUAUAUUCCGCAUUACUAUAUGAUUAUAAUGAAAAAUAUGAAACAGCUCUUCUUUGUCUAGAACAUGCGAAGAAAAAUUAUUAUGAAGGAAUUGACUUCUAUGUACUACAAGGAAUUAUAUUUUUAAAAAUGAAAAGAAAUUUAGAUGCAUUAAAUAGUUUCCUGAAAGCUCAAAAUAUUUAUCCAAAUAAUAAUUAUAUUAAUACAUAUAUAGCUUUGACAUUAGCCUUAGAGAAAAAAUUUGAAAAAUCUAAAAAAAUAAUAAAAGAAAUUGUUCUGCAAAAUCCAAAUAAUAUGAAUAGGAGAUUAUUAGAGGAUAUUUAUAAAUGUUGUAAUUUAAAAAUAAUACCAGAUAUAUACGUAUUAAAUAAAAUUAAUUUUCAUUAUAAAUAA